AUGGUUGUCAAACAGAUUCACAACAAGCAGGAGUGGGACGCCCUCGUUGCUGAGGGAAAGCCCGUCCUCGUCGACUUCUUCGCCGUGUGGUGCGGACCUUGCAGGGUGAUCUCCCCCGUCUUUGAGAGGUUUUCUGAUGACGCGACCUUCGCGGGACUCAACUUCGCCAAGAUCGACGUCGACGAGGCCUCCGACCUCGCUCAAGAGUUCGGCAUCACUGCCAUGCCAACCUUCAUCCUCGUCAAGAACGGCGUCAAGGAGGGCGAAGUCCGCGGGGCUAACCCUCCCGCCCUUCAGGCCCUCGUCCAGAAGGGCGCCGCCUAA
Scedosporium apiospermum is the source of this 324-nucleotide messenger RNA. RefSeq lists its product as uncharacterized. The coding region runs from base 1 to 324 and encodes 107 amino acids. Gene Ontology annotation, molecular function: protein-disulfide reductase activity. NCBI's taxonomy places the organism in Eukaryota, Fungi, Ascomycota, Sordariomycetes, Microascales, Microascaceae. The record is from RefSeq and is a predicted model, not a curated record. The transcript is spliced from 3 exons.